Molecule: messenger RNA, 2838 nt
Organism: Trichomycterus rosablanca
Lineage: Eukaryota; Metazoa; Chordata; Actinopteri; Siluriformes; Trichomycteridae
Gene: kctd13
Product: potassium channel tetramerization domain containing 13
Exons: 7
Coding region: 210-1202 (330 amino acids)
Biological process (GO): proteasome-mediated ubiquitin-dependent protein catabolic process; protein ubiquitination; protein homooligomerization
Cellular component (GO): Cul3-RING ubiquitin ligase complex
Molecular function (GO): protein binding; ubiquitin-protein transferase activity
Source: RefSeq, a predicted model, not a curated record
ACAAUACCAGGCCCGUGCUUAAGAGGAAGUGAAUACUGGGUGAAUCCAGAUAUUAAACGGAAAAUGAUCAGAUGAAUAGAGAAGUAAUGCGUACAUAAAUGUUAGUUUAAUCCUAUAAUUUACAUUUAAUUUGUGUUUAUUGCAUUUAGCGGCCAUUCCGAUAAGCAGCUUGGCAGUAUAUAAAACGUGUUAGGACCUCCUUUUUCCUCAUGUCUGCUGAAGCCUCUGGUGGAAAUGUGGUCUCAGAGCCCAGCUGUGCCCCUUCAUCCCCCAGCCAUGCAACAAAGAAGAAAACCGGGCCAGGUCUGACUAGUAGUAAAUAUUUAAAGCUAAAUGUUGGUGGCUCUCUACACUACACCACAGUCCAGACCCUCAGCAAAGAGGCUGGCCUGCUCAGGAAUAUGUGUGAUGGCAGCACAGAGACUACUUUAGACUCAGAAGGUUGGGUUGUGCUUGACAGAUGUGGACGGCACUUCUCACUGGUGCUAAACUUCUUACGAGAUGGAACUGUAUCACUGCCUGAGAGCCAGCAGGAGCUGCAGGAGGUGCUAAAGGAGGCACAAUUCUAUAGACUUCAAGGUCUUAUUCAACACUGUCUGUCCACCUUACAGAAACGGAGUGAUGUCUAUGAGGGUGGCUGUUGCAUCCCCAUGAUCACCUCUGCCAAGGAGGAACAAAGAAUAAUUGCAACCUGCAGAAAGCCUGUGGUGAAAUUACAGAAUAACAGAGGGAACAAUAAGUACUCCUAUACCAGUAACUCUGAUGACAACUUGUUAAAGAACAUCGAGCUGUUUGAUAAGCUGGGACUGCGCUUUAAUGGCAGAGUGCUUUUCAUUAAAGAUGUACUCGGAGAUGAAAUUUGCUGCUGGUCCUUCUACGGAGAUGGACGCAAGAUUGCUGAAGUUUGUUGUACCUCAAUUGUUUAUGCUACUGAGAAGAAACAGACCAAAGUUGAGUUUCCAGAAGCCCGCAUCUUUGAGGAAACCCUAAACAUACUGAUCUAUGAGAAUGGGCAGGGCUCUGGUCAUGGAAGUAUUGGUUUGUUGGACUCAAGUGGUGUCUCAUCUCCUUAUGUGGGCCAGCCAGAGGAGGAUGGAGUUGGUUUGGGGGGUGGAGACAGACGUGUGAGGAGAAUCCAUGUGCGCAGACAUAUUAUGCAUGAUGAGAGGGGCCAUGGACAGCAGACUGUUUACAAGGACUAAAGUAGGGAUAUAGGAAGAGUUUUGAAAAGGUUGGAGGAAGAGUAGCGGUAUGAUUUUUAAAAUUUUGAAAACAGGUUAAAUGCAGGGAUUUGCAUUAAAGACGAGGUGAUGGAGUAGAGGUGGGAGUCUGCCAGAGUUUUUGGUCCGCUUAUACUGCACUAAUGGUGGGGUAGAGGUUUGUAUAAACUAGUUUAGAAAUAAUCUCAGAUGAGCCACAGUGUGGUUUCUUUAUUUUGUUUUUGAGGAUAAAUGUUCGUUGUUUUGAAUUUUUAUUUAUUUUAUUAAUUUAUUGUCCAAAGAUUUUCAUUUUUCAAAAGAGAUCAUGUUAGGCUAGUUAUGUGUUCAUGUAAGUGCAGGUUUUCACAUUGGAUGUUUGGAUAUGUGAUGAUAAACUGUGAUGUUUUGAAUGCAGAUGUACUUGUGUUGUGUGAGAGCUAAGAAAAGGUACUUUGAAGUGGCCCCUAACUGUGUGAUACAUUUUCUUGGACUGAAUAUAAUAUGUUUCUGCAAAUAGUCUUAACCCAGACUUUACACAUACUACAUUUAAAGUCAUAAAUUUACACAUACCUCAGCCACAUUUAAAGUUUUUAUUUCAAUUCCUGACAUUUAACCCUCUUAUGUCAGUUAGGAUCACUUCUGUAUUUUAAGAAUGUGAAAUGUCAGAAUAAUACUUAAAACAGUAGCCACUCAGGUGGCGCAGCGGUAAAAACACAGAGCUGGGAUCUCGAAUACAUCGUAUCGAAUCUCAGCUCUGCCUUGCCGGCUAGGCUGAGCGGUCACAUGAACAAUGAUUGGCCUGUUGUUCAGAUGGGCAGGACUAAGCCGGAUAUUGGUCUCUCUCUGUCAGACUGGUGCAAUUACUCUGCUGGCUGAUUAGAGGAGCCUGCACAGAGAUGAGGAAAGAGUGCUCUUAGGGUGUGUCUCUCCGUACACAACGCUAGGUGGCACAACACUCGUCAAUGUGUGGGUGAUAAGAUGCAUACGGCUUGCUGCCCACGUGUCGCAGGGGGCGUGGGUUAGCUUCGAUCUCCUCAGUCAGAGCAGGGAUAGCUUCGAUCUCCUCGGUCAGAGCAGGGAUCGGCAUAGGCGGAGAGGAAGCAUAAUGCAAUUGGACGCGCUAAAGGGGGAGAAAAUGCAUUAAAAAAUGUUUUUUUUAAAACAAAAAAAAAAAAACUUUAGUUAAAUUUCCAGUGGCUGAGAAGUUUACAUACAAGUGGUUAGUAUUUGGUAGUAUUGCCUUUAAAUUGUUUUACUCCAGUCAAACAUUUCGGGUAGCCUUCCACAACCUUCUCACAAAAAGUUGCUGGAAUUUUGGCAAGUUCCUCCUAACUGGUGUAACUAAGUCAGGUUUGUAAGCUUCCGUGCUGACACACUUUUUCAGUUCUGCCCAUAAAUUUUAUUUUAAUAUUUAAAAAAAAAAAUUCUUAGUGGAGUACUAUCCACUGUCAAUUUUAGGUUCUACUAAAGGAAGUCAAACAUGAACAUUAGUCAUCAGAGGUUAUGUAGAUUGGCAAGUAAAGUUUAGUAAGGAUUCAGGAUUAAGUAACAGCACUUUUAUAACGAGCACUGCAUGUUUUAAUACUGUAUUCAGAAAGUGUACCUCUUACCCUCAAUAAAAGACAUCCUGUUUCAAGAA